Molecule: messenger RNA, 2029 nt
Organism: Hylaeus volcanicus
Lineage: Eukaryota; Metazoa; Arthropoda; Insecta; Hymenoptera; Colletidae
Gene: DNApol-epsilon58
Product: DNA polymerase epsilon subunit 2
Exons: 4
Coding region: 75-1646 (523 amino acids)
Biological process (GO): DNA-templated DNA replication; error-prone translesion synthesis
Cellular component (GO): epsilon DNA polymerase complex
Molecular function (GO): DNA binding
Source: RefSeq, a predicted model, not a curated record
UAUAAAGUCAAUCAUCAUCUGAAACUAACUUUUUUUACUGUAAUAUACGUUAAAUACGUCAUCAUAUUUUAAUUAUGGCUGAUGAAAAAUUAAUAAAAACAGUACAAAGCACUUUUUCUUUGUACGGUCUUGUACUGUCAAGGAAACUCAGUGUUUCACUUGCUAAAGAACUUCUAAAUGUUGAAGAAGAUGAACGAAAAAAUUGGCUUACACAAAUUGUUGAACAAGUUUUAGCACAAAAUUUAAACGAUCCACAUGUUACAGUGGAACAUCUUAAGUUAGCUAUAGAAGAAUGUGUGAGACCUGAUACAUUGAAAGCGACAGAAACCGUGUUGAACGUGAUAGAUGCUUUUGAAAUACCAAAAAUUAAAUAUGAUUUAUCUGAAAAAAAGUUUGUUUUAUCAACUGUGAUGCCAGAUUUAUAUCCAGAAGCACAAUACAAGACUUCAUUAUUUAAAGAACGGUUUGAAUUACUUUGGUACAGAACUUUGAGACAUGAAUUAUUUAUUCCCCCAAAGCUUGGUGAAAGGAAAGAUAAUUGGAUUGAAUUAGUACCUAUUGAAUCCUUAUUAAGCGAAAGUAAAAUGGGGAGUGUUUAUGUAAUGGGUCUUUUAACACAAUUAACAGAGGGUCAAUAUUAUUUGGAAGACACAGGAGGAACCAUUAAAGUUGAUUUACGAAAAGCAAAUUUUCAGGAUGGGUUAAUUAUGGAAGCUUCUAUAGUAAUAGCUAGUGGAGAUUAUAGGGAUGGCACUUUGCAUGUGGAAGACAUAGGUUUUCCUCCAGCAGAAUCGUCUACAAAUUCGUGUGCAGAUUUCGGUGAUGCCAAUGUAUUUGGUGGAUCACAUAAUCGCUCUUUGAAGCUAUCAGAAAAACUGCAAAAUUACGAACAAUCUAACAAAGAUGGAAUGAUUGUCUUUGUAUCUGAAAUGUGGUUAGAUGAUGCAAUUGUUUUACACAAAUUUAGAACAAUGUUAGAAGGAUAUUCUGAAUAUCCACCUAUUGCUUUUGUAUUGUGUGGACACUUCUUAAGCUUUCCAGCAAAUAUAACAAGCAUACAAAAAUUAAAAGAUGGGUUUAAGGAGCUGGCUGAUUUAAUAUUGCAGUACCCAGCUAUAAAAGAAUCUUCUAAAUUUAUUUUUGUACCCGCACUAGAGGACGUGGGAGCACCAAAAAUUUUGCCACGGUCGCCGCUUCCGAAGAAUCUUACAGAAUAUUUUAGGAAAAAUAUACCUGGUGCGAUAUUUGCUACUAAUCCAUGCAGAAUCCAAUACUGUACAAAAGAGAUUGUAGUGCUAAGAGAGGAUAUUUUAACUAAAAUGUGUAGAAAUACACUUCACUUCCCACAGGAAGGAAACAUUUAUGAUCAUUAUGCCAAAUCAAUUAUUUGCCAAUCUCAUUUGACCCCUUUAAGUCUUUCCAUAAUUCCAGUAUACUGGAAAUAUAAUCACGCUUUACAUCUACAUCCAACACCGGAUGUGAUUGUAGUCGCAGAUAAAUUUGAAGCGUACGCGACUGAAUACUCGAAUUGCCACGUCAUCAACCCUGGAUUAUUUCCAAAGAACGAUCAUUCAUUUAAAGUAUAUGUGCCUUCACUAGAUAUAAUCGAGCAUUGUGCUAUCCCUAAAGAUAUGGAUGGCGUAUAAUUUAAAAAGUUAUGUAAAUGAAAAACAAAAAAAAUGUAAAUUAAAGAAGAAUUUGAUAUUAUAAUUUAUGAUACCUUCCACUCUUCUAUGAACAAUUACAUACCGAUUUUGUACAAUAUUUAUUUUCACAUCACAAUUUUCAUCAGUUUUACAAUACUUCGAAAAUGCGUCUUCAGUUCAUAACUUAGUUCACAACAUUCUUCACUACUAAAUAUAAGAGCACAUUAAAUUAAAUUCAACCAUUGAAAAUAACUUAAUCUCUCGUUGAGGAUACUGUGUGAUUGGUUGGCCCUCUGUGUCCAAUAAUACAAUAAAAGAGAAUUGAAGAAUAACUUAUUAACAUAUACUCUUACAAUCGAAUAAGUUUAAUAGUAUCAACAUAA